AUGGCUUUUAAUAAGACCUACGACGAGGCUCGCGCCUACUUGGAAAAUUGGGGCCGGAUUUUGCGAGACGUUUGCUUGAUCGCGCGCGUUUCUGCCUUGACUGAAGAGCAAACGUCGCAGGUAUUUCUUAUGAAUUGAUGAAGUUACGUUAUGACUGAAUAAAAGUGAGCAUCGUUUUUCCUAUCGGUUUUUCUCUUUUCACACAGAUUAUUCUAUCUCUUUUCAGGUCAGGGACUUCGCGUUUGCUGCUCAGUUUGCUGUGCUUGCGAGUUUGGUGGAAUUUGGCCGGCGGUUUGGUAAUGCAAGAGACGCCCACGGAGCAUUCGUUGAGAAGGUACUGGCAGGAAAAAAAGAUAGCGAGGAUUUAGUCGAGAUGGACUUGGAGGAGGUGUAUGGGGCUGAUCCAGGGACUUUUUGUCUGCGUAGUCUGCGAAGUUGGGCAUUGAAGGUGGAAGGAAAAGCUGAGCAGGAUAAACGCCUUAUGCACUUUUGUAACGUGGUGCAGAAUUGUGCUCGGCAUACUCGUGGAGCAGAGAAGCGCGCGCAGACCAUGAAGCGAAAGGCUCAGGUGGAGAAGCAGUUCCGCACAUUCUCAACAGUAGUAGGACACACAAUACAUUCUGACAUCUACCUAGGUUGUGUUAAUAGUCGGGCGGAGAUGCAGAAGAAGGAUCUUCGGGAUGAUCCUCCUCCUCCUCCUCCACGUCGAUACACUUUUGGCAGAAUCGUGGACAUCUUUCGCAGCAUGAAGUUGACUGAGGUGAAUAGCAUGCAGGGUGUUGGUUUACGGGGUAAAACAGUCAAGAAGUCGCACAACAAACCAUCAGCUGACGACGCUUUACACCCUAGGGCACGAGUAGAAUUUUGGAGGAGAAUACAGGAGGGAACCACUGGACAAAACAACAAUGAGCAAGAAGUAGAAACUGAAGCAGCAGAUGAAUGCUCAGAAUCUGAACCUGAAGAAGAGAAGGAGUUUGCGGAAAAAGAGCGGACUAUCUUUGAACUCAGCCAAACCGAUGAGAAAAGUGCAUGA
This is a messenger RNA of Amoebophrya sp. A25, 1033 nucleotides long. The record is from the annotation of a GenBank genome assembly. Lineage: Eukaryota; Dinophyceae; Syndiniales; Amoebophryaceae.